CCGCCCCUCUCGCCCGCCUGCACCCGCCAGCGCCCGCCGGCACCCGCAGCCGCGCCACUCGUUCCUUGCUCGUCGACUUCUCUAGUUCUCUACACGUUCUCUGGCACACCCUCGUCUAUCAUCUAUCCGCACCGCGCAAUUAACGUCCGAAAUGGAGAACAAGCACUGGUGGUGGAUGGUGGCGGGUCUGAUCCUGCUGUCUGUGGCGGUGGCCUCCGCCGAGGGCGAGGUGUGGGAGGAGAGCGAGCAUGAAGUCCUCAUCCGCAGCGAAAGGGGCGCUAAAAAUAGAGCGGAGACGUGUCGCUAUUCUAGAGGAGCAUGGUCCGAGUGCGACCCCAAAACUAACUUACGAACAAGAACACUGACACUCAAGAAAGGCGACCCGACCAGCUGCGAGCGUACUAAGACCAUCCAGAAGAAGUGCAAGAAAGCAUGCCGUUAUGAGAAGUCUUCCUGGAGCGAGUGCAGCCCUAACGGCGAGAUGUCCAGGACCGAUGUACUUAAGGCCAAUAGCGACCCCACUUGUGAGCAGAGUAGGCGCAUGACAAAAAAAUGCAACAAGAAUAAACAAGUCAAAUCUACCAAAGAUAAGGGUCGCCGAAAUCGUCAGUAAGGCUGCAAAACAUCUACUUAUGUUUAGAUUAACAAAUAACCCUAAUAUUGUAACUUAAUUGACGGUUUCGUUAAUAUUAAUUUAUAUGUAAUAGUGCCAAAAUAGAGUCCAAACUUAAAUACUUUUCUAAAGUUUCGUAAAUUAAUUUUAGUUUUAAAUUAGCAGCAAUUGUAACAGUACAAUUUAUCUACAAUUAAUAAUAAAAUGUAUGAAUAUUAAAACUAAGUAGUAACGAUUCAUUUUAUUGUCACUAAGUAAGUAAAUCUUUGAUAUUAAAAUAAAUAUAAAUUG
Messenger RNA from Pectinophora gossypiella (pink bollworm), 904 nucleotides. RefSeq lists its product as uncharacterized. Gene Ontology annotation, biological process: mesoderm morphogenesis. The transcript has 5 exons. NCBI's taxonomy places the organism in Eukaryota, Metazoa, Arthropoda, Insecta, Lepidoptera, Gelechiidae. Bases 152 to 613 code for a protein of 153 amino acids. Gene Ontology annotation, cellular component: extracellular region. The record is from RefSeq and is a predicted model, not a curated record. Gene Ontology annotation, molecular function: growth factor activity; heparin binding.